This is a messenger RNA of Mesorhabditis belari, 3516 nucleotides long. Lineage: Eukaryota; Metazoa; Nematoda; Chromadorea; Rhabditida; Rhabditidae. The record is from the annotation of a GenBank genome assembly.
AUGAGUGUCGCCGACGAUGAGGAGGCGAUCUCCAUUCAGAUUUUCGUACCCGAGAUACAAGUUCGAAAGUGUCUCGGCGUGUCGAUCGACGAUUUUGUUUGGGACGUUAAGAGGAAACUUCUCGCCACAUUACCACAGGCUCUUCCCCAAGCUUUCAACUACGGUCUUUUCCUUCCGCCGUGUGAUGGUCGAGCAGGGAAAUUCCUUUUGGAAGAUCGACCAGUGAGAGAUUAUCCAUUUCACGAUUGUGUUCCGUAUUUGGAGCUGAAAUUCAAAAAGCGGGUCUACAAGAUGUUGAAUCUUGACGAGAAACAGUUGAAAGCGUUGCACACAAAGAGUAACUUGAAAAAGUUUAUGGACUAUGUGCAGAACAAAAACGCGGAGAAAGUCGAGAAAAUGUGUGCUCAGGGUCUUGACGCGAAUUUCCACGACUCAGCUGGCGAGACUCCGCUAACGUUAGCCGCUGGAGUUCCAGAUAAUCGAAACGUUCUGUUAGCCUUAGUUGGUGGUGGAGCGCAUAUCGAUUUCCGUAAUUCCGAGGGACAGACUGCCAUGCACAAAGCGGCUUUCCUUUCAUCGGUGGAAAAUGUGAAGACAUUGCUGGAGUUGGGCGCAAGUCCGAACUAUAGAGAUCCAAUCGGAUUGACGCCUUUGUACUACAAUAUGUUGACAACGGACAGCAAUGAUCUCGUUGGGGAAAUGUUAUUGAGUGAAGCCGCAGAUAUUGGAGUCACUGAUAUGCAUGGGAAUCAUGAGAUUCAUCAGGCCUGCAAAAACGGUCUCAUCAAACACGUCGAGCAUUUGCUUUACUAUGGCGCCGAUGUGGAUGCCGAGAAUGUGAAUGGGAAUUCGCCGCUUCACGUUUGUGCUGUGAAUAACAGACCCGAGUGUGCCCGUGUGCUUCUCUUUCGCGGUGCGAAUCACCUAUCCGCGAAUAAACAAGGCCAGACAGCGCUCCAUGUGGCGCAUAUCGUUGGAUCGAAUGCAGUUGCCGAUGUUGCUCAAGCACAUGAUCCAUCAAUGUCCGUACCAUAUCGAGGCGCUCCACAAUACUCGACUCGUCGCCGUGUCUCCAUUUCAACGCUGAGUCGGCGUCGCUCCCUCUCACAAUCCUCUCUUGCCAGUCAUGAUGUCUACCGAGCCUCUCCCUCAGUAAGAGCUGCAUCAAGUCGUGCACCCUCGGUCGCUCCCUCACCCACUCCAUCUCGAGCAACAAUUGUCCCAUCCGAGUAUGGGACGCUGAGGAGAUUCCCGGCAGAGCAUGUAUCUUCUGGAGCCGCUGGACAUGAAUGCAACGUACCGAGGAUACUCGUGAUUCCCCGUGGGCCGAAAGGAUUCGGAUUCAUUUUGCGAGGAGCGAAACACGUUGAUGCUGAAAUGGAUUUCCACCCGUCACCCAUACAACCGGGGCUGCAAUUUUUCGAGGGAGUUGACAUGAGUGGAAUGGCCAUGAAAGCUGGCCUUCGACCCGGCGAUUUCCUGCUACAAAUCGACGGGGUUGAUGUGCGGUGUGCAAGCCAUGAUCAAGUCGUUCAUCUCAUUCAACAAGCCGGUGACACGAUCACGUUAAAGGUGAUCACGGUGGAUCCAAGCCAACCGUUUCCCCAAACUGGCACCAUCGUUCAAAGAAGGCAUCAUUCAGGCGAAAUCCGCGAGGAGUACUACCAGCCGAGAACGGCCUCCGUUCGACAAAGGCCGUCAGCGUCGAGGAGGAUCUCAGCGGCUGAAUUGGAAACACUAAUGGUCAGACAGGGAUCACAUCCAACCAAUCCCCAUCUACCGCCACAUCCACAACAACAACAACAACUCCAACAUCAGUACUCGUUUGAUCAGGAAUCAUUGUGCGGUGAUCGGCAAACACCGAAAAAGUACACUUCGGUUGCGGAUAUGAAAAGGAGAAAGCAGAGGAUGGUAGACAGCCCACAGCCGGGACGGGUCGAUUAUCAAAUGAAUCCCGAGCCAAUCUAUGGAUCUCCCGCAAUGAAAUCCUAUGCCUCAUCGCCUGAUAUGAUGACCUAUGAUGAUCAUCCAUUCCCUCCGCCGCCACUCGAGACUGACUACCGUACUCCUCAAACUUCAUCUCAUCGCAACGAUCCAUCCGAUUAUUCACGUCCAUAUCGAGCCACUUCUCGCCCGAAAACUCCACCACCGCCACCGCCGCCAAAUCAGGGCACUCUCACCAACUCGACUCGAUCGUUCAAUCCGUACGCUCCGCCGGCACAAAUCUAUCAAGCUCCUCAACAAACAAAUUAUGGACACAUUUUGCAGAAUAAUAAUACAAUCUACGCGAGUCAAAAUGGAUAUGUGAAAAAUUCACAUUCACAACAACAUCCCGGAGCAUCGAUUCCACAUCUCGUUGCCAAUCAUCAACAAGCGCAGGGCAUGAGAGCCGGUCCAUCCUCCGUCUAUGCGCCAUCACAUCCUCUUCCCAAUUCAACUCCAUCAUCAUCCACUCCCGCUCCUCCUCCACCCCCUCCUCCACCAUUGCCUCAUUCAUCCGGUGUCGCCCCGCUUAGCUCAAAUGCUCCACCCCCUCCCCCGCCUCCACCGCCACCAGAUUUCAUGGCUCCAUCCAGCUCAAACACGAUUCAACGAAAUGCGACCCCGUUGUCAAAGGCUGGAAUCACUGCUGAUGCUUUGAAGGCUCAAGCAUUCAAAUUGCAAAAACAAGAGGUCACCGAGGCGAAACGGGAAGAGAAAAGAGCCGAAAAAAGUCCCGCACAACAAUCCGAUUUUCAGAUGGAUCUGAGGAAUGCACUGGCAAAACGGAGAAGUAAAGUUCAUGUCGACGAUGAAGAGGAAGAUCGACGAACGGACAGUGAUGGGAGUUCUCGUUUCGGGGGACUUUCAUUGAGGGAAUCGGUUAGAGAAAAUGUGACAACAAAGAAGCAAACACAGCAACAUUCACCGCCCGGCAUUGCACACAAAAAGGAUAGCGGCUAUACCUCAUCGCGAACCUCUCUUGAACCGUCAGAAGUCGAUGCUGGAGCAUAUUCAAAUAGUGAUCAUCAUGGUCACUAUCACGUGGAUCAAUCACCAUCAAGUGCGCAUAAGGUACAAUUGAUCAGUCAAUCGAUUGAAGACAACUAUGGUAAUCGACGCCCGCCAGAUACGAUGUCCGUCUCAUCUGGAAUGUCAACAGUUUCCGGGAGUUCUUCAACAAAUAAUGGAACAAUUGCUUAUCGUAAUGGUCAUCAACCGCCACAAGUACCGCCUGUUGAUUAUGAUGAUUCGGGAAAUGGGGACAGUUCGGAUAAUGAUGAAAUGAGAAAAGCGUCGAACGGCCGGCCGUUUUCUGCAAAGAGUGUAAAAGUGUGGACGAGUGACGAUGUGCAACAAUGGCUGAUAUCACUUGAGUUGAGCGAGUACAGCGGUGCAUUCACGAAGCGUCGCGUCGACGGGCGAGCGUUGUCGCAAAUGGAUCGCACGGCGUUCACCCAGUUGGGCGUCACGCGGAUCGCUCACCGCCAACGCAUCGAGCACUCGAUUCGACAAUUCGUGCAACAACACGAUGAA